Molecule: messenger RNA, 2097 nt
Organism: Kwoniella shivajii
Lineage: Eukaryota; Fungi; Basidiomycota; Tremellomycetes; Tremellales; Cryptococcaceae
Exons: 11
Coding region: 1-2097 (698 amino acids)
Biological process (GO): vesicle-mediated transport; intracellular protein transport
Cellular component (GO): Golgi membrane
Source: RefSeq, a predicted model, not a curated record
AUGGACGUCAUCAAAGCUGUCCAGACCUACAUCAUGAAGAUGAUCACAGAAGUACCGGGGAUGAAGGUGUUGUUGCUUGAUGCCCAUACUACACCAAUAGUAUCAAUGGUUACCACUCAAUCUGAACUACUAGCUCAUGAAGUUUAUCUAACGGAUAGAAUUGACAAUAUAAGCCGAGAACCUCUAAACCACUUAUCUUGCGUCGCAUUCCUAUCUCCAAGUGAAUCGAGUAUAGAAGCUGUUAAAGCUGAGUUGAGUAAACCUAGAUAUGGUGGAUAUUGGUUAUAUUUCUCAAAUACAUUAACGAAGAGUCAGAUCGAAGAUAUGGCUUCGGUAGACGAAUUUGAGGUAGUAAAGGAAGUCCAAGAAUAUUUCGCGGAUUACCUAGCUCAGUAUCCUUCGCAUUUCAGCUUGACCCAAUCCUCAUUGAGUGAAGGAGGGGAUGGUCCUUCUAACCCCCCAAUAUUUCUUCCUCCGCCAAUGCAUCUCCCUCCACCAACACUGUCUUCCCAUCUCAAAGCGAUUUUGGCAGUAUUACUUUCACUCAAGAAACGACCUGUAAUACGAUACGAAAGAAUGUCUUCGGCCGGUAAAAAAUUAGCAAUGGAAGUUCAAGCUUCCAUCACAAAUCCGCCUUAUAGGGAAUUGUUCGAUUUCAGAGGAACUCAUGGGGCCAAUCCGUUACUUCUCAUUCUGGAUCGAAGAAAUGAUCCAGUCACUCCUCUCCUUUCGCAAUGGACGUAUCAGGCUAUGGUACAUGAAUUGUUGGGCAUCAAUAAUGGUCGAGUGAGGAUUGACGGCGAGGAGAAGAUUGAGCUGAGAGAUAUAGUGCUGUCUUCGUCCUCGGAUCCAUUCUUCUCCCAACAUUUGUUCGCCAAUUUUGGUGAUCUAGGAGCAGCCAUUUCGUCAUACGUAACAGAAUACCAAUCUAAGAAUUCAACGUUGGGAUCCGCAUCAAAUCCAAACUCAAGGAUCGAGACUGUUGCAGAUAUGAAAAGGUUCGUCGAAGAAUAUCCUGAAUUCAAGAGACUAGGUGGAAAUGUUACCAAACAUGUGACGUUGGUUGGAGAGCUGAGUAGGUUGGUGGAAAGAGAUGGAUUAUUAGAAUUGAGUGAAACAGAACAAAGUUUAGCAAGUGUUGAGAGUCAUGCUCAGGAUUUGAAGUCCGUUCUUACUCUGAUAUCCACGCCAAAGAUACGACCAGCCAACAAACUUCGUCUAGCGAUUCUAUAUGCCUUGAGAUAUCAAAAGUUAGUGGGAAAUCAGAUACCCCAAGUCAUCGAUAGCCUGAUCUCAAACGGGGUUUCGGCCGAUAAAGCUAGAUUAGUCUACGUGAUGUUGAACUUUGCAGGAGCCGAUAUACGUCAAGACGAUUUGUUUAUGAAUGAAAAUUUCUUCUCGAGGGGAAAAUCAGCCUUAAAAGGAUUAAAAGGUGUCGAAAAUGUUUUUACCAGACAUGAACCUCAUCUAACGCAGACAUUAGACCUGUUGAUGAAAGGUAGAUUGAAGGAAGGAAGCUAUCCUUUUGUGGACGGGGACGAAGGGGCUAGAAAUCAGAGACCCCAAGAUAUUAUCAUAUUCAUGAUCGGAGGGACGACAUACGAAGAAGGUCGAGCGGUAGCAUUGCUCAACCAAAGAUUAGCAAAUGACACUGCAGGUGGGCCAGGGGGCACAAGGAUUCUUCUGGGUGGAAGCAUGGUGCAUAAUUCUACCAGUUUUCUAGAUAUGGUAGAAUCGUGUGCUCUGCAUUACCCUGAAUCCAUAUAUUCACCACCAAUGGGACAACCAGCUUUAUCUUUACUUUCUUCAGCAGCUGCAACACCUAUACCUUCUUCAACACCUGUACAAGGUGGACCAUCGGCUUUACCGUCAAUCAAUCUCCGUGCAGGAGGAUAUGAGCUUUCAGUCGGCGGAGCAGCAGGAUCAGGGUUGUACCGAACCAAUCAAGAAGGAGGGGCCAAUUUCGAACUGCCUAAGAUGGAUGCUGUAGCCGGGGUAGCAGGUGGAAUAAGAGAUGGUGCAGGUAGGUUAUGGGGUAACGUAAGGCAAAGAAUGGAGGAGAGAGUCAGUAGAACUGGUUCACCCCAAGGUCGAUGA